Molecule: messenger RNA, 414 nt
Organism: Striga asiatica
Lineage: Eukaryota; Viridiplantae; Streptophyta; Magnoliopsida; Lamiales; Orobanchaceae
Source: the annotation of a GenBank genome assembly
AUGGCUGGCACCACACAUGCAUCCCUUCUUCGAGUAGCAUUUGGCGAGAGCUCGAUUGACACUAGAUCGGCUUCCAGAAGGGCCUUCGCCGCAAUUAAUUUGGAGAAUUUCAAUGAAACCACAUCGAAUUCGUCGUCCACUUACUCUUCAUCUUCUUUGGUCCCAAGAUCAGGCUUGGGCUCCCCAACCUUGGCUAACCUGGUUUUACAAGUUGCUUCGUCCGACCUUAUUGAUUCAGCUAAGAUAGUAAGCUUUAGUGUAUACGCGGACAUGUUGGUAAGUAAUGAAGAAAUAAUUGAAGCUACCGUGAAGGAACUCGCCAAACUAUUUCCUGAUGACAUCUCGACUGAUCUGAGCAAAGCCAAAAUAUUGAAAUACCAUACCGUGAAAGCUCUUAGGUUAUCCAAUGAAUAA